Molecule: messenger RNA, 1557 nt
Organism: Symbiodinium sp. CCMP2456
Lineage: Eukaryota; Dinophyceae; Suessiales; Symbiodiniaceae
Source: the annotation of a GenBank genome assembly
AUGGACCGUCUCCACUCGUUCUUUGUCGCUCUCGAGUACCUCAACAUCUGCGAGUUCACUUUUGGAUCUGGUUCCCUCAACUGCCUUUCGGAGCUCGAGGAAUGGCGACAUGAGAAUCGUGGGUUGGCUGUGCUCCUUGCAGCCAACUUCCAAAACAGGAAAAAGGUCUACAAGCUCAACAAUGACAAGCGCAAGGACUUUCCACGUUCUCGCGCGCACCGAGAUUCUCAAGAACCACAAGCAGCUCUGAAGCGGCCGCGCUCGCGAUCGCCGCCCUCCACACCCGUCAAGAACGAGGCCAAGGCGCGUGCUGAUCGCGAUCGUCAUCGUGAUCCUGCUGUUCGCGACAAGCCUCCACCCAAGCUCGUUCAGAAGGAAAAGGUGGAGCGUGAUGCCAGGGUGCCCGAGAAGGCGCUCGAAAGACCUCCAGGGGACUUCUCAGUCCCUUCGGCGGUUGCUCAGAAUGCAUCAGCCAAUGACGCUUCUGCUCUGAAGCCGACAGCUGCUGCGCUCAUGCAACCUCCGCCUUGGACACGAUGGUCACAGAUCCCUCGUGACCCAGAUGUUGUUCGUGAGCUCGGCCCGUGGUGCCUCGAGGUCUUCGCAGGUUCAGCUCACCUCACAGCUCAAUGGCGGCAGUAUGGUCUCAAGACGCUCCCACCGAUUGACGUCGUGCAAUCGGAGCAGGUGCCUGAAGCACUCGAUCUACUUGACGCGGAGUUCUUCGCUUGGCUGCUCUUGUUGUGCCGCAUGGGAGCAAUUUGUUUCUUGCACCUGGGAACGCCGUGCUCUACUUUCAGCAUUGCUCGCGAUCGCCCUCAUGGUCCGAUGCCAUUGCGAUCGAAGGAGCUUCCGCUCGGACUCAACGUUCUCGACAAGGCUCAGCAACUCAAACUCUUCGAAACCAAUGAACUGGUCUGCCGUUCCAUUUCGCUGUUCGAGGCUGUGGUUCUUGCCGGCGGGGACGCAUCGCUCGAGAACCCUUUGAGCAGCAUCCUUUGGCAGGUCCCCCAGAUGCAACAGCUCAAAGUUCGACUUCAUCUCUAUAACGUGGACUUUGAUCAGUGCCAGUUCGGCGGCUACCAGCUCAAACGUGGGGCCGCGAAGCCGCUCCUUGACGUCGAGUGCGAGCCAGGUCAAGCGAUCGAGUGGUCUUUGCAGGUGAUUCACCCUUUUACUGUGCAUCCCGCUCUCCCCCCUAAGAUCUUGGAGAACAUCAAGCUGAUCCUCGUCGCCGAGAACUUCUUCAUUUCUGGCACAGCCGUGCUCUGGCUCUGCUACCGGAUACUGAUCAGCAACUCUUUGCGACGUCUACUUCGCGGCGUCCCCGACUACGUUGAUCUACAACUUGGUCUUUGCACCCAUGUCGCUCUCUAUGACGAGUUCUUUGCGGCCAUCGACUGCUCAGACAACGAACUUCUCCACAGCCUUCGCUCGGGUUUCCCGAUCGUUGGCGAGAUCCAGCGGUCUGGUCGGUGGCCGCCAUUCAACAAGCCACAAAAGCCGGUGCCUGUUCAAGAUGCGCUCGCACGGGCCUGGGAGAUGCGCGCUAAGAUC